This is a messenger RNA of Geodia barretti, 216 nucleotides long. Lineage: Eukaryota; Metazoa; Porifera; Demospongiae; Tetractinellida; Geodiidae. The record is from the annotation of a GenBank genome assembly.
AGAGGCUGUUUUUCCAAAUCUUGUGUGGAUCUCCUUCCUAUAACACCUAACUUAUUAUCUGAAACAAGGUUGAGCAACAAGACUAGAGCUUUCAGUCAAUACUAACUCAAAGUGACUCUCCCCAUGCUGUCUCAGAGAAAUCAACAACUCUAUACUAAUAGACACUGCUGAGCACUUCUAUCAUUAUCAGUAAUAUUGAACCAAGAUCAUUUAUUU